Molecule: messenger RNA, 1199 nt
Organism: Gadus morhua (Atlantic cod)
Lineage: Eukaryota; Metazoa; Chordata; Actinopteri; Gadiformes; Gadidae
Gene: dpm3
Product: dolichyl-phosphate mannosyltransferase subunit 3, regulatory
Exons: 2
Coding region: 251-529 (92 amino acids)
Biological process (GO): GPI anchor biosynthetic process
Cellular component (GO): endoplasmic reticulum membrane; dolichol-phosphate-mannose synthase complex
Source: RefSeq, a predicted model, not a curated record
GGCCUGACGUCAUAUUUGUGCGCAAAGCUGAGCUGGCUUUCUAAAGACGGUAUAGCAGCCUCUAGUCUUUAUGAUACAAUUAUACUAUGUUAUUUUGCAGUGUGGUGUUUCCGUUAACUUACAACGUACGCCUUAAAAGUGACGCUGAUCAGGUUAAUUACCCGUUUGUAUUGCAAGCUCGGAUCUGUCUGUGUUUUUAGCCAAAGGCUUAAUCCCAGUCGCCGUCGUCCACCGAGAAAUAUCAAACAUCAUGACCAAGCUUUUGGAGUGGGUGUUCGGCGUCUCGGUAUUAGGAGCAGCCUGGGCAUUUGUCACAUUCGACAUCCUGAAGAUGAGCAUCCCUCGGCCCUACAGGGAGGUCGCCUGGCCCAUGCCCCUGUACCUGCUGGUCACGUUCGGCUGCUAUUCUCUGGCCACAGUGGGAUACAGAGUGGCCACCUUCAACGACUGUGACGACGCAGCAAAGGAACUACAGGCGCAGAUAAUAGAAGCCAGAGAGGACUUGAGAAAAAAGGGAUUAAAGUUCUGAAUAAAAAUAUAUAUACUUUGAAACAUUGGAAGAGAAAACAUUGACGUUUGGCUUUUUCAGACCACUAAACAAUAAUCUAAUUUAUAAAGUGAGCAGUCAUUGAGUCACCGUGUGAUUGUGCAUGAUUACGAUUGGUUCUAGGGUUGCUAAUGACUGAUUUGUAAAAGGGAUCAGCAAUUUGUAAGUCAUUGUUUAAGAAAGAUUUUUUAAAACGUAGCUAGUGUGCUUUGCUGGCUCAUUUACCUUUAAACAGAUGUCAAAACAUUCUUGAAUGUGUUGCAGUGCAACUUUUUUUCUUCUGUGACAACAGCAAUCUCUAAUACAAUGCAUUCUGAAGAGUCAACAGUACCAAAUGCUUGUGAUUUCUAGCAAAUGAUAAAGCAAGGCAACUGAAAGUAUAGGAGUAUCUCUUACAGAAUGCUUUAAGUGGAUAAAGUGGUCCAUGCAGUUUAUCUUUCCAUUGUCUGUUGGUUGACUUUUAAGGUUAUGCUAUGCGACUUAAAAUUGAGCUGGUUUUCUGUAGUCCUUUGUAUGUUUGUCUGGGUAUUGUAGUUUGAUACUAGUAUUUAUGAAUGCUGGUAUCUGUGAUAGACGUCUUCGGAGAGAGCAGCUGGUCUAGGCUCGAGUUUCGAUCCACCCAUAACUUUUCUAAUAAACAUAAAAACACAAU